AUGCCCCCACAAACCUGUGAUCCAGAUGCCAAGAGCAGCAAUCUGUCUGACAAACCACACAAGGAAAGAGCUCCCACUGCACCACAUAGGCAAAUGCUGAUUGGCACAGAAACCCCUUUAUGCUAUGAUUCUGACAAUGAUGAUGAUGGCAAUGAAACCCAAUACAACAUUGACACCAUCUUGAAACUCAACCCCAAAGUACUCAGGGGUAUGCUCAUUGAACUAACCAAACACAACAAAGCAAAGAACUCCAAUGCAUACAAGAAACCCUCAUGCCAAUCCGACUUCCACCAAUGA
This is a messenger RNA of Ustilago hordei, 297 nucleotides long. RefSeq lists its product as uncharacterized. NCBI's taxonomy places the organism in Eukaryota, Fungi, Basidiomycota, Ustilaginomycetes, Ustilaginales, Ustilaginaceae. The record is from RefSeq and is a predicted model, not a curated record. The transcript has a single exon. The coding region runs from base 1 to 297 and encodes 98 amino acids.